AUGAGAGCCGUGUCGUUCAAGCGCGUGCUCGUGAUCCUGGGCUGCGGGGGGCUCUGCCUCUACCUGAGCAUGGUUCUGAUGAACAGUGGAUAUGUGCUCAGAGGGGGGGCUGACAAAGAGCAGGACCCGUCUCGUACCAUCAGGAGCUUCUCCGACCUAGAGGCAAGCAUCGUCGGUCUGUCUAAAGUCCUUAAAAGCUUUGAGCAAAAGCAGGAUGCCAUGCAGAAAUUACUGCAGGAGGACAGGGACACCCAGAGAAAAAUUGCAGAGGUCCUGAAGGACGCGGUCCAUUCAGGUCAUUCGGCGCCAGAGCAGAAAGAGAAACUUGACGAAAAAACAUCACUUAAAAAUAAAAAAAACAGCAAAGUGUUCCCCAACUCUCCCAUUUUCAAGGAGUGGGGUGACAAUCUGUCUGAGGAUGAGCAACGAGAGGCCCAAGCUCUGUUUGAGAAGUACGGCUACAAUGUUUUUCUCAGCGACCGCCUCCCUCUGGACCGACCGCUUCCAGAAACGAGAGAUCCAAGGUGCUUAAAGAAGACUUACCCAAAGGACCUGCCAACUGUGGGUGUGGUGCUAAUCUACCUGGAUGAAGCCUUGUCUAUCCUCAAACGAGCCCUACGCAGCAUCAUCGAUCGCACACCUAAAAACCUGCUGAAGGAGAUCGUCAUGGUGGAUGACAACAGCUCUAAUGAAAACCUGAAGGGUGACCUAGACUUGUAUAUAAAGUCCCUCGAGGAUGAGAACCCAGGUCUCCAUAUCACCCGAGUACGGCACAAUGAGCAGAAAGGCCUUGCUUUCGCCAGAGCCUCUGGGUGGAGAGCUGCGACGGCCGAUGUGGUGGCCAUCUUGGACGCACACAUUGAAGUCCACGAGAUGUGGGUUGAACCUUUACUGACGCAGAUCAAAAAGGACCGGACCACAGUGGUUUCUCCAGUGUUUGACAGAGUCAACUUUGAUGAUCUCAAGGUUAUUAAUUACCUUCCAGCAGCACAUGCCUUCGACUGGGCUUUGUGGUGCAUGUAUGAGGGGUUUUCUCCCGAUUAUUACAAACUAAACGACAGCUCGUUGCCUGGAAAGAGUCCAUCUGUCAUGGGGAUCCUGGUGGCCGAUAGAGCGUACCUCGGAGAAAUCGGAGUUCUCGAUGAAGGAAUGAGAGUGUAUGGUGGAGAAAAUGUAGAGCUUGGAAUUCGUGUCUGGACGUGUGGAGGCUCUAUUGAGGUGGUGCCAUGCUCCAAGAUCGCCCAUAUUGAAAGGUAUCACAAGCCCUAUAUGCUGGACCUGGGUCCCUCCAUGAAGAGAAAUGCCCUGAGAGUUGCAGAGGUCUGGAUGGAUGAAUACAAACACAACAUCAACUUGGCAUGGAACCUGCCAUUUGAGAAUCAUGGAAUUGACAUUGGAGAUGUCACUGAGAGGAAGAAACUCAGAGAAAGGCUGAACUGUAAACCUUUCAAAUGGUACCUGGAGAAUGUGUAUCCUAAGCUGGACCCCUGGGACAACCUGCUUGCUUAUGGAGGACUGGAAAAUCUUGAUGCUAAAAUGUGCGUAGACCAGGGUCCAGUACCAGGUCACACACCCAUUGCCUACCACUGCUUUUACUACGGCCCACAGAUUGCAUAUUAUCGUGGCAAUGGUGAACUCUACAUUGGAGGCAUCAAGUCCCACAAGUACAAUGACAACCGAUGUGUAGCUGACCAAGGACAGAAAAACACCGAGCCUGGCCUGUACAACUGCAAAGAGGCUAUGCAGAAAAGAAUGGGGAUAUACUGGGAUUUCUCUCAGGGCAAAGAAAUUAAAAACAAGGAGACAAAAAGAUGUCUAGAAAUUGAAAAUGAAGUGCUUCUAAUACGGGAAUGCACCGGCCAGAGAUGGAAAAUCCAAAACGUAAUCAAAGACUUUUAAAGAGUGGUUUGAACAGCAAGGGCUCUUCUCUGCUUUCAGGGCAAGCAGCAAUUCAUGUACUGUAUGUGUGAAAUGCUUAAGAAGAAAAUAAGUUGGGUGAAUUUCUUUUCAAUACUAAAAUAGGAAAAUUAAUGGAUUUAUU
Molecule: messenger RNA, 2041 nt
Organism: Nematolebias whitei (Rio pearlfish)
Lineage: Eukaryota; Metazoa; Chordata; Actinopteri; Cyprinodontiformes; Rivulidae
Product: probable polypeptide N-acetylgalactosaminyltransferase 8
Exons: 11
Coding region: 1-1899 (632 amino acids)
Cellular component (GO): Golgi apparatus
Source: RefSeq, a predicted model, not a curated record